AAAACUAAAGCCUUCUCUUCUUAAUUCUUUUUUCUCUCCUAAAAUUUUCAUAAACACUUAAACCAAAAGACACAUUUCUCUAUUGAAAAUGGAACCCAAAAUAGAAAGCAUAUCAAGGAAAAUAUGGAAAAUAGUAAGUGUGGCUAUUUUCGUGAUAAAGAAAGGCUUAUGCAAGAAGAAGUUACUCAUGGAUCUCAACUUUACGAUGAAACAUGGGAAAAUCGCAGGUAAAAAAGCCCUAGGAAACCUUAUGUUCCACCACAACUCUCAGGGCGGCGUUGGUGGGCAGUCUAAACUCACCAACGACGCCCGGGAGUACGAGUUUAGUUGUAGUGACACACCCUUAUACCGUCACUACUUCACCAACAAAAGAAAAAAUCAACGUCACCAAAUAAAUGACCAAUAUUACAUGCCCUACCCUUUAACCUUGGAAGAUGGUCAAAAUGUUAAUCUAGAGGAUUUUAACAGCGUGCUAGAAAUGAUGCUACAUAAUGAAGAGGCUACUGGUGGUCUUUCGGCCCCUUUGCCGGCUUUGCCCGGUCUAGGAUUUGGACGGAGCCCUACGGUCCGGCAGCUAAGGAUAACGGACUCGCCGUUUCCGGUGCAAAAUGUGGAGGAGUACAAGCAUGUAGAUCAAGCUGCUGAAGAUUUCAUUAACAACUUUUAUUCACAACUUAAGUUACAAUAAUAGUGUCAAUUUAUUUCCAAAUGAAUAAUUUGAAGAGAAUUUUGUUGAACGGACGUACAAUUUUAGAGUAGGACCUUAUUUUUUCUCUUUUGAGACAAUUUGUCUAAAAAAAAUGUUUUAUUUCAUUGCAAAUUUGUAUUGUAUGGAAAUAUGACAUUAUAAAAACAUUUACUUCAAAUAAAAUAACAAAGUAUUAAAUACAUCUGAUCCUUAG
Chenopodium quinoa (quinoa) is the source of this 902-nucleotide messenger RNA. RefSeq lists its product as uncharacterized. The record is from RefSeq and is a predicted model, not a curated record. The transcript has a single exon. The coding region runs from base 89 to 688 and encodes 199 amino acids. NCBI's taxonomy places the organism in Eukaryota, Viridiplantae, Streptophyta, Magnoliopsida, Caryophyllales, Amaranthaceae.